Molecule: messenger RNA, 3138 nt
Organism: Myotis myotis
Lineage: Eukaryota; Metazoa; Chordata; Mammalia; Chiroptera; Vespertilionidae
Gene: STUM
Product: stum, mechanosensory transduction mediator homolog
Exons: 4
Coding region: 153-560 (135 amino acids)
Source: RefSeq, a predicted model, not a curated record
GCCGGGGAGCGGGAGCUCGCGGAGCGCAGAGGCCGGCGCGUGCGGGAGCGGCGUGCGGGUCCUGCCAGCCGCGGGCGCCGGAGCCGCUGGCCGCCGGAGCUCGGCGCGGAGCCGCCCUCGGAGCCGGCGCCCCAGCCCCCCGAGCGCCCGCCAUGGAGCCUUCGCACAAAGACGCCGAGACGGCGGCGGCGGCGGCGGACCCCCGGGCGGCCGCGGCCAGCGGGGUGGUGGUGCAGGUCCGCGAGAAGAAGGGCCCGCUGCGCGCGGCCAUCCCCUACAUGCCCUUCCCGGUGGCCGUCAUCUGCCUCUUCCUCAACACCUUCGUGCCGGGGCUGGGGACGUUCGUCUCGGCCUUCGCCGUGCUGUGCGGGGCCCGCACCGACCUCCCCGACAGGCACGUGUGCUGCGUCUUCUGGCUGAACAUCGCGGCCGCCCUCAUCCAGAUCCUCACGGCCAUCGUCAUGGUGGGCUGGAUCAUGAGCAUCUUCUGGGGCAUGGACAUGGUCAUCCUGGCCAUUUCCCAAGGCUACAAGGAGCAGGGCAUCCCUCAGCAGCUGUGAGCCCGGAACCCCGAGAGUCCGGGGGGUCCCGUGCGGGCGCCCGGCAGCACCAGGACCUCCCAGGCUGUCUCUGCUGUUUCCUGGUUUGGAGGAAAGGGAGGAUUUAAAGCGAUUAUUUAUUUUGGAAACACAUCUGCUCUUCUCCGCAGCUCUGAGGGCGGCCAGCCCCUCCCCGCUCCGAAAGCCCUGUCUGCGCGGCACCCAGAGCCCCCCCCAUCCCCGGGGUGGGGGUGGGGUAGAGACAGGGAUGCGGACAGAGGCUGGAAUGUGCCCCCACACCCACCCCCUCUCCUCGCCCACGGCCAGGGCACACCGCCAGGCCGCAAGGCCCGUCCAGGCAGCAGCGGCUCCCACGGGCAGGACUGUGGUGGACGCUGCCUCUGGGCCCCCAGCGCAUGUGAGUGGCCUCCUGGGAGCGGCACCAGGCGGAGAGAGAAGGGACGGGCUCCAGCGGAGUGGACAGGCUGCGGUGCCCUCAGCUUUGGUGGCAGGGGACACACGGAUCCCCCCGGUGUGACUGGCCCUGCCCUCCCGCUCGCACCCCAGCUCUUCGCCACGGGAACCUGCGGGCCUGCGUGUGUUGUGACCUGUUUCCCUGAGAAGGAGGCAGGGGCCCCGCGCCUGGGCAAACUGUGGGGUCAGACGGUCACCCACGGAAUUGCCACCCGGGUCUCCAUGCGCACAGCCCAGCGCCUUCCCCAUUUCACUUAACACCGUUCCUGGCCCCAGUCCUUCUGAGAUCACUGCAGUGGUUGGGUCUCUGAUUCAGGAAUGUUGGGUCUGAGGGGAGCAGGAGGCGUGUAACCUACAUGUGCUAACAGCCCACGGCCUGGAACAGCUCUCCUCCAUCACACACGUGACACGGUGCCUCUGGGGCCAAGAGCCGAUGGGCCCUGGGGGGCCUUGCGAUGUAGCAGAUCCCACGGGAGGCAGGGACCGCGGAAGUUGCCAGGCGCCUGGGGUCACGGAUCCGCUGAAAGGAGGAGGAAGACCUCCGCGAUGCUAGUGAGGAGGCGGACACUCACGUGUCUGUGUUCACUGUCCGUCUAACACAGGAAUCGCUCAACUGCGCCCUGGCCCCAGCCGGCUGCCAGCCCACUGGCCUCUGUGCCCCUGGGGUGUCCCUGGGUGGGGGGGGUGCUUUUCCUGUCGUUUGGGGCUCAGCCAGAGUCCGGCCAGAACCGGAGCAGUGACCUGUCUGGAUGGGAUGCUGGGGCCACAGCCGGUUAGGCCCCUGGCUUCUUCGUGAGCCCCUUUGGGGCCACUGUUUGCAUAGUCUCUGCUCUUAACCCCCCACCUGGGGCAGUGGUCCCCCACCCCAUCCCCUGGGCAUCUCAGUUACAGUCCUGCUGGGAAGCGGCCUGGGGUCCCUGUGGCCGGACAGCUCCCUGGCAUCCCCUCCAGCCACUCCUCCCUUCCCCUCCCCCCGCCCCCUCCCUUCCCCCCCAGUUCUCUGCUCCUGGCUUGAUCUCUGCCCCCCUCCCACUGAUCCUGUAGUUUUGAGGAGCACCUCGCCAUGGCUGCCUGGGGCAGGGUUGCCUUCUGAACCCCUGGCCCCGUCUUUAUCUCCUCCCUCCUGUCUCCUGACGCCAACCCAGGCCUCUUCGGGCUUCCAUGUGCUUCUGUGCUUUUCCAGUGGGACCAGCGCGGGUUGAUCAGAAAGGAGACCCUUUCGCAUCCUCCAGGCCGAGCAGGGAGCUGCUGGCUGCCUGCGCUCAGGGCCUCCCCGGAAUCAGAUCAAACAGCCUCCGCUGGCGAAGUGACCACAUGGCCCAGCGCCCUCCGCCCACAGCCCUCACCCCGUCUGCGGCUCCCCGGAGUGGUGACGGGUCUGGGGCGGGGGCACCCCCACAGGGGGGGCGGAGGAGCUCAUUUUCCAGGCUGGGUUGGGGCUGAGGGUAGAGGAGGGACAGCUAUUAUGCUGCAUGUUUAGUGACACAGUCCAGGCGCAGGUGGGGUUCUUUUGAGUGACAGGUGUCCCCACGAGUGCUGGGUGGAGUGACUAGCGCAGAGACGUCUCCAAACCUGAGGAGGCUUGAGGCUCAGGGAGAGCCCCUGUUUAGGUAACUGGAGGGUGGACCCCCAGGUCUUCUGAGCGGGGAGCUGUGAGGAUGCCACGUGGGCGGAUCUGCUCCAGGAGCGCCAUCUGAUCAGCCACGGACUCGGCCUCAUUAGAGAAGGAGCGGUGGCCGCAGGCUGUCGGGGCCAGAGUUCAGGUGACACACCAGCCAGUGGACGGAGGGCUCUCGCCCGCCUGCUGGAUGGACACACAGCCCUGGGCCGGCCGAUGGCCCAGCACGCACAGGGCUCCCUCAGGUUGGCCUGUCAGCAGUCGGAGCCCCCAGGACACUCCCUGGCCUUGGGUGUUCGGGGGUCACCGGGGUGCAGAGAGCUCCAUCGUAAGUGAGAUACUCCUGGGACCUGGCUGUGUGACGCUGGUCAGAGGGGGCGUCCCUGGGCCGCGGGGGACCUGGUGCAGGAGUGAGCCCUGCCGGGGGACGGCCUGUGGGUGUGGACGGAGGCUGCUGGCAGGACCUUAACGGCAGGCUGGGGGCAGGGUCCCUGCGGAGGGGCCAUC